Messenger RNA from Xenopus laevis (African clawed frog), 5944 nucleotides. It is a transcript of the gene abi3bp.S, whose product is annotated as target of Nesh-SH3. The transcript has 61 exons. The coding region runs from base 97 to 5139 and encodes 1680 amino acids. NCBI's taxonomy places the organism in Eukaryota, Metazoa, Chordata, Amphibia, Anura, Pipidae. The record is from RefSeq and is a predicted model, not a curated record.
GCCUCUGUCAGUGCAAGAGCAGAACUGCAAACUCAAGAUACCUUGCAGCGUGUUACAUCCCAGCAUCUCUCAUUGUGCUGGAGGAUUGCAAUCAUCAUGCUAUCAACAAUCUGGCUUCUGCUCUUCUGUGGGAUUAUUUCAGAACACCUUGCAAGUUCACAGAAAUCGACAAAAGUAAAAAAGAAUAACUUGAAAGUGCACAUAAAUGCGACUGGAAACACACUUGUUAUGAAGUUUCUUCGUCCAAAUGAAAACCUGAAACUUGAAGGCUUCGUAUUGGGAUAUGGGAGCAAUUUUUUUUCAAACCAAUAUAUUCAGUGGCCAGAAAAUGGAAAGUCUUACGUAACAGAAGUUGAUGCAGAACCACGAUAUUUAAUUGCUUUGAAACCCAAUGAGAAUAGUAAGAAGAGUUGCAAAGAGAAGAACUCUGCUAUGAAACCUCUCCAACUGGUUGUUGGCACCUUGACCCCAACAUCAGCAUUCCUCUCCUGGGGCAUCCUCAUAAAUCCACAGAUUGACUGGUCUGUUCUAAACAAAUGUCCAAAUGACAGAUUUUAUACAGUUCGCUACAGAGAAAAAAAUAAAGAUUGGCUGUACCAACUCUGCCCAACAACUGAAAUAGUUAUUGACAGCCUAAAGCCAAGUACUAUGUAUGAAUUUGGCGUGAAGGAUAACACAGAAAAUGGAAUCUGGAGCAAAUGUUAUAAUCACAAGACAAUCCCUAAGAGUAAGGAAAAUGGACAUAUCCAAAGUACCAUUAAGAUUUCAAAAGCCGUCCUUGAGAUCGCUCCAGAAGAUACAAAAGCAUUAAUUCCUGUAACUAUGAUUAAGCAAGGAUUUUUGAAUCUUACACAUUUUAUUCAACCUAAAACCACAAGUGAACCUACAACAACUGAAAAACACAAAGCUACAGAACUUCCCUCAGCACCCAAAACCACAAAAAGACCUGACACAGAAGUCUACAAACCAGCAGUGACAAGUCAACCAAUUGUGGAAUAUUUAACUACAGAUUCGCCGUCUGGUGUUCUAGAAUUGGUCAGAGGAACAAUGGAAUCACUAGACUCUCAGUCUGUUUAUCCCUCCUCUAAAAUAUUUACAUAUGAUAACCAAGGAGAACCUCAGAAUAACCCUGUGAUGGAUGUUUCACCAGAGAUUUAUCCAAUAUCCACUGAUGUUCCAGAAGUGAACUCUAACAUACCUCUUGAACACCAUGGGACAACAGUGGGUCUGUCUUCGAUUCCACCAACAUUCUUGCCAUCUGCAAGUGUAACUUGGAAGAGUAAUGAAGAAGAAACCAGUUCUAUACAGGAAAAAUAUGAACCUUACACUGAAGAUGAUUUAGACAUUACAGAAAACCCAGAAACUGGCAAUGGUCUUCAUUUAGUCCUAUCAACCAAAACUUCUGGUCUGGAAAUAACAAAGAAAAUGCCUGCCCUCAUAGAGCUAACAAGUUCCAAACAGGGUCCGCCUUUGGUACAAUCAACAUUUUCUCCUACUGCAUAUGUAACAAGGAAGACAACACCUGCCCCUGAGGAUCCAACCAGUUUAACACAGGGGAUUUUCCCAGAAUCCCCAGAUGAUAGACAAGUGAGCCCUUACACACCUUUUGAACAGCUGAGGACUACAAUGGGUCUACUUUUAAACCCACCAACAUCAUCUCCUGCUCUGGACCUAACAAUGAAAGUAACAUCUGUCCCUGGAGUACAAACAAGUACCAGUCAGGCUGAGAAUUAUCCAGAGUCUGCAGAUUUACCACGACAAAGCACUUACAUGCCUGUCAAACAGCAGAGUACAACCAUGGCAGAGAUUGUUCCAGAAUCUACAGAUGUUCCACAAGUGAACACUGACAAACUUCACACACAUUAUAAGACCACAGAGGCUGCCAGAGAGAAGCAGUCGGUAUAUAUUCCGGCUACAAUAUCCAGCUGGGAAAAACAACAAACUCCCCAUGAAUCUUCAAUUCAACCAGAUAUUUACAGUAGUCCACUCUUUCAAACCAAAUCAAGCCCAACUGUUGAAUUGGUAAAAAGUCUACCAGUACCUACCAAAUCUCAUCAUAUUGUUAAAACUGAAGUGCCUGUUGUCCCACAUGAAAUGCCAUAUCUACAAACCUCCAAACCCAGCCCUAGUACUGAAGCACCACAGAUGGAAGCUGACACCACACAGUCAGUUUCUGAGACAAUUACAACUGAGGAAAAUUAUACCUUUGAACAGGAAAGAGUUGUAGCAACCGCUGAAGAGCAAUAUUUUCAAGAGCUUGGAACUGUAUCAAAGCCACAAACAAGUCCAACAACUGCAACCACUGAAGAGCUGUAUGUUCAAGAGCUUGGAACUGUAUCAAAGCCACAAACAAGUCCCACAACUGUUUUUAAGGAAUCUCAAGCAGUCAGUGUUGUAGAAGAAGCCAGAACAACCGAGGUUCAAACGGAAACAAUAAAAAUAUCUUCUUCUCCUUCUGCACCCAAAGAAACUCUGGCAACUGAAAACCCUGUCCCAAAACUUGAUCCUAAAGAAACCCACCAUGUACCCAUUAAUCUUAUAACACUCCAUUUAUUUGGUGAUCCUGAUCAACCUCUUGAUACAACUUUAAAAAGCAUUUCUCCUAAACUCAGAACUACAACUGAAAGUCCUUCUUCAACUGCUGUUCCUAUGACAAAGAAAAGGAUGCCUAUAAACCUUAUUAGACUGCAUUUAUUUGAAUAUCCUGAAGCCACAGAUACAACUUUAAAAAGCAUUUAUCCUAACCCCAGAACUACAACUGAAAGUCUUUCUUCAACUGCUGUUCCUAUCACAAAGAAAAGGAUGCCUAUAAACCUAAUCAGACUGCAUUUAUUUGAUUAUCCUAAAGCCACAGAUACAACUUUAAAAAGCAUUUCUCCUAAACCCAGAACUACAACUGAAAGUCCUUCUUCAACUGCUGUUCCUAUCACAAAGAAAAGGAUGCCUAUAAACCUAAUCAGACUGCAUUUAUUUGAUUAUCCUAAAGCCGCAGAUACAACUUUAAAAAGCAUUUCUCCUAAACCCAGAACUACAACUGAAAGUACUUCUUCAACUGCUGUUCCUAUGACAAAGAAAAGGAUGCCUAUAAACCUAAUCAGACUGCAUUUAUUUGAUUAUCCUAAAGCCGCAGAUACAACUUUAAAAAGCAUUUCUCCUAAACCCAGAACUACAACUGAAAGUCCUUCUUCAACUGCUGUUCCUAUGACAAAGAAAAGGAUGCCUAUAAACCUAAUCAGACUGCAUUUAUUUGAUUAUCCUAAAGCCGCAGAUACAACUUUAAAAAGCAUUUCUCCUAAACCCAGAACUACAACUGAAAGUCCUUCUUCAACUGCUGUUCCUAUGACAAAGAAAAGGAUGCCUAUAAACCUAAUCAGACUGCAUUUAUUUGAUUAUCCUAAAGCCACAGCACCAAAACCAACACAAAGGGUACCAAUUAAUGAUAUUAGCCAUCAUUUAUAUGGAGAGACGGAAGUAUCGUCGGCUCCAAAUACAGCACAACCUCCUCCUCUGCUCAAAACAACACAAAGAGCUGAAACUCCACAAACCAAACCUGUUCCUAAUGAGACGCAAAAGGUUUUCCCUUACAAACCCAAAAAAUCUCAGCCGACUGCUCAGCCGCGUAAACCUGCAUCCACAGAAGCACCAAAGGAUUCCAUUAAACCUAAAAUUCCACAGCAAACUCCUGCGCCCACAUUUGCUCCAAAUACAGCACAACCUCCUCCUCUGCUCAAAACAACACAAAGAGCUGAAACUCCACAAACCAAACCUGUUCCUAAUGAGACGCAAAAGGUUUUCCGUUACAAACCCAAAAAAUCUCAGCCGACUGCUCUGCCGCGUAAACCUGCAUCCACAGAAGCACCAAAGGAUUCCAUUAAACCUAAAAUUCCACAGCAAACUCCUGCGCCCACAUUUGCUCCUUACAGACCGCAGCAUAGUUCUUCCAGACCAAGGACAUCCGUCGGACCUAGAAUCAGACUUGGUGGCAGAUCAAAACUUCUUGGUGUUAGUAGAAACAUUUCAGUGGAAGCAAACACUACCAUCAGAAGAAGAUAUUCAGGAACAUCACCACCCUUCUCUCCUGUCCAGCCAACACGCAAAAGACUAAUUUCCACCAAUGUGGCAGGCCGACCAGGCAAUGUUUUGAUGCCACGGGCACCUUCAACUGCCCAACCAAAUCGUACAACAGUGUCUAUAAAGUCCCCAAUGCAACUACCAACAUCAGCUCCUCCUGAGGAUACUGUUGAAGCCACUGUGUUCAGUCCAACUCCAAAAUCAGAGAUAGACGCUCUCGGGAAAAUCAGAACCACAGGACCACAUAUAAAGUAUAUGGGCAAAAACGAGUCAGUGCCAUGCUCGAUCACAGAAUCUCUGAGGUAUUUCCCAACAGAAGAGGCAACAAAUCAAGAAAUUGUCAGCCGCCCAAUGAAUCCACCAUCUAAUCUCACUAUAGUCACUGUUGAAGGAUGCCCAUCCUUUGUCAUUUUAGAUUGGGAACACCCUGAGAAUGAAACAGUUACUGAAUAUAAAGUCAUUUCUACCGAAAAUGGGGCACCACCAGGAAAGGACCAGUCAAUAAUAACUACAAAUCAGACAUUUUCCACAGUGGAAAAUCUAAAAGCUAAUGCAAGUUAUCAGUUUCUUGUGGUACCAUCAAAUCCUCUUGGAGAAGGACCAGCCAGUAACACAGUGGAAUUUAGUACAGAAUCAGCUGAUCCUAGAGUGAGCGAGCCUGUUACUGGAGGAAAGGAUGCUAUCUGGACAGAAAUUAAAUUUAAGUCAGAUUCCUAUUCAGAAUGCAAAGGGAAGCAGUUUGUGAAGAGAACCUGGUACAAGAAAUUUGUAGGAAUCCAACUCUGCAACUCCCUGAGAUAUAAGAUUUACCUCAGUGACUCCCUUUCAGGAACAUUUUACAACAUAGGGGAUCAGUCUGGUUUUGGAGAAGAUCACUGUCAGUUUGUUGAUUCAUUCCUGGAUGGAAGAACAGGACAGCAACUGUCACCAGAGCAGCUGACAACAAGAAAAGGAUUUUACAGAGCAGUGCGCCAACAACCUGUUGAAUUUGGAGAAAUUGGAAGACAUUCCCAAACCAGAUAUGUUCAUUGGUAUGAGUGUGGUAUAGCAAUACCUGGGAAAUGGUAGGAAGACUGCUGACUGCUGAAGAACAAUUCCACUCACCUGGUUCUGAAUUCCCAUUCUACGUAAGGGAAACGUGCUAGCUUUAUUUUAUCCUUGUCUACUAAUGUAAAAUAUGUAUUAAAUAAGUAUAAGGAGAUUAUAAUGGAGUAAACAUUUUUUAGAAUAGGCUGCUUCCAUAUUUAUCAGAUUUAUCAAUAUAAGAAAAUUAUAUUGUCUUCAUAGGAUAAAAUCUCGGGAAGCUGGCUCCCUGUUUUGGUAUUUUUAAGAAAAAGCAGUGUCUAUAUUAUUUAUCACAAUGUUGUAAUAAUAUUGAGGCAAUGUUCAUUUAGUUGCGUUCAAGAGCAUCAAGAGGAAUGCUUUUUUUUUUCACUAAGCAUACUGCUUAAACAAUGAUCAUUGUCUAUUAUCAACAUUUUCCAUGUAUUAAUUUAUUUAAUAAAAUUGUCAUAUGGAUAAAUUGCAAAGAUGAAGCAACACGAACGUUAGAAUCUCCCUGAACGAAAAAUUAUACCCAGCGGGUCAUUCUAGAUACUAGAAAUAAACCACCUUUUGCAAAUGGCGCUGGGGAAAUGAAGAUGAGCGAUGCUUCAAACAAGGCAGGUACUUAAAAACAGUCUUUUGUGCAAGAUAUUUUACAUUAAGCUAUAGAUAUCGAUAUUUUAACAAAAAGCAUGUGGCUUAGUAAAAAUGAGUAACUUUCUACAGAAUGUACAGUAUAUCCUGAAAAGCUUUAUUUCCAGUGAAACUUGAUUUUGUAUAUGAAAUGCAGUAUAUGAACUCUAUAAUAAAGACAUUUGUUUUUUUGUAA